GUCGCAAGAAGAUCACCCACUUUGCUCAAGAGGAGGACGGGACAUUAAGGGCUGCAUGGGAGAGGUACUCCGACUUUUCCACCAAUGCCCACAUCACAAGUUUGGAGAGCAUUUUCGGAUCGAAACCUUCUACGACAGUCUCCUUCAAGAAGACAAUAUUCCCAUUGCUCUUUACGCUAAGGGAACUUGAUGAAAAAGACCCCACUUGAGAUGACCGCUUUAAUUGAAGAUAUAGCGACAAAAGGGUAUGAUUGGGGAUCGAUGAGAUUUGGUGGAAGGGCUGCCAAGAGAGGAGUACACUCCACGGAGGUGAUUUCUCUGCUCACCGCCAAGAUUGACCAAAUGAUAAAUGCACUUCUUGAGGAUAAGAAUCAAGUGAAGAAGUCGUUGAUGGCAUGUGAUGAUUGGUGGUCAAGUACCAACCAUGAGAUUGCGGAUUGUCAAUUGAUGAAGGAAGCAAGCACCCCGGAAGAACAAGUAAGCUACAUCGCCAAUGCUAGGGGGAACCACAACCCUUAUAGCAACACUUACAACCCGGGGUGGCAAAACCAUCCAAACUUCACUUGGUCUUCCCCGAGCAAUUCAAGACCCCCUGGUUUCCAAGGACCGACCGAAAACUAUCAACCAAGGCCUCCUUUCAUUCUACAAAGGCCGCAAUUCCAAGCUUCGAACUUCCAACAACAACCAUUCCAAACGCAAUGUGGACAAGGGUUCCAACAACAACAUCCCGAUAAGUUUGCAAAACUUGAAGACCUGGUUACCACCUUUGUGAGUACAAGCUCACAGAAGUUCGAGAAGAUUGAACAAUUCAUGGACAGAGCAACGAACUUUUUCCCUUCGGUUGAGGUGGGUCUAAGGAGCCAUCAAGCAAGCCUUCAAAAUUUGGAGAUCCAAAUUGGAAUUCUUUCCGGGAUCCUCACCAAAAGACCAAGGGGAGCUCUACCUUUUCAAACUAUUGCCAACCCCAAAGAUCAAAAUGUCGGGUUGAAUGUUAUUCUCUUAAGGAGUUGGAAGGUAACUCUGGAUGUUGUUUCUAAGGAAGUAAUUGAAGAAGAAAAGACUCCGCCAACAGUUGAUGAUCAAGAAAUAUCGGAAGGAGAAGGUGAAGAGGCUAAGAACGCAUUACCAACGUCCCCACUAGUGGUUGAGUACGAGCCUCCUCUUCUUUUCCCUAUGAGAGUGCACAAGGGCCGGUUGGAGGUUGAGUGUGGAACGUUCAUGGAGAUUCUCAAGAAGCUCCACAUUAGCAUGCCUUUCUUGGAGGCAAUGACAUACUUUCCAUGGUAUGCCAAGUAUCGAAAGGGGCUUCUUGCCAAGAAGCAAAAGUUUGAAGACCACGCCACUGUCAUCUUGGGCGAGGAGUGCUCGACCUUCAUUCUAAACAAGUUUCCUAAAAAGCAAUAAGAUCUAGGUAGUUUCACUAUCCCUCUUUGCAUCAGAGCAUGCCAUAAAGAAAAUUACUUGGCGGAUUUAGGUGCGAGCAUUAACGUCAUGCCCUUUAAGCUUUACAAGAAAUUGAACCUAGGUGAAUUGAAAACCACUAGAUUAAGUGUGACAUUGGCUGACCGGUUGGUGAUUAGUGUUAGGGGUAUUAUGGAAGAUGUUCUAGUGAGGGUGGGCACAUUUUACUAUCUGAUCUUGUAGUUGAACAAGGGACAUCACAAAAGUGUAUGAAUUCAUAAUAAUAACCUCCAAUCUUGAAAAUACACAUAAAAUCAAGCACACACAUGCGUAGUACCUACUCUGCGUAAACGUGGGGCAAUAGUCAUGGAGUAACAUUAACAUCGAGCGACCCAACUAUAAUGGUAGUGAGUCUGAUGCUCUCUCUCAUGUCCACCAUCUUGUCACCCAACAUCGAAAUCUCAAAUGAAUGUAGGAAGAUUGC
Molecule: messenger RNA, 1885 nt
Organism: Linum trigynum
Lineage: Eukaryota; Viridiplantae; Streptophyta; Magnoliopsida; Malpighiales; Linaceae
Source: the annotation of a GenBank genome assembly